GCUGAUGUGGGUCAUAUGAAUAUAUAAAUGUAUGUGAGCACUGAGCAGAGCAGCGCGUCGCUCUGCCUUCAGCUCAUCAUGGCGGACUCCAGCAGCAACCACGUCCACGUUUUAUUCUCCUUUUCCGUGUUUUCGCGUCCGUCUUCGGUGGCUCUCGGCUCCGGGUAUGAAGUGCUCGUCCAGAAGUUUCUCUCCAUCUACGGGCCUCAGAUCGACGUGCAUCGCAAAUUCCUCAUUCAGGUGUUCUCGGAGGAAUGGGGGCAGUUUAUAGACCUGCCCAAGGGAUUUGUCAUAUCGGAGAAAUGCAAGCUGAGAUUAGUUCCUCUUCAGACGGAUAUCACUACAUUGGGCAACCUUUCUCCAGCCACCACCAUUUUCUUCUGCUGCGACAUGCAGGAACGGUUCAGGCCUGCCAUCAAGUACUUUGGUGACAUCAUCAGCGUAGGCCAAAGACUGCUCCAGGGUGCCCGAAUUUUAGGGAUCCCUGUCAUCGUGUCAGAGCAGUACCCUAAAGGCCUGGGUAGCACUGUACAGGAGAUGGAUCUGACUGGGGCCAAGCUGGUCUUCCCUAAAACCAAGUUCUCCAUGGUAUUGCCAGAGGUGGAAGCUGCGCUGGCCGAGACUCCUGGAGCCCGAAGCAUUGUGCUUUUUGGAGUAGAGACCCAUGUGUGCAUCCAGCAGACAGCCCUAGACCUGAUUGGGAAGGGGUUUGAGGUGCACAUUGUAGCAGAUGCAACGUCCUCCAGAAGCAUGAUGGACAGAAUGUUCGCACUAGAGCGGCUCGCACGCACCGGCAUCAUCAUCACCACCAGCGAGUCGGUCCUUCUGCAACUCGUGGCAGAUAAAGAGCAUCCGAAGUUCAAAGAAAUCCAGAACAUCAUUAAGGCCAGCGCUCCAGAGUCAGGCCUCCUCUCUAAAGUCUGAGCGGCAUGAGGUGCUAAACUUACUUCCACUGUUGGCUUCAUUUAAUGUCCCUUAGAGAUUCUGCAGCCGUGGUGGGUGUUUUGAAGUUGUAAAGUUACCUCAUAUAUUUGAAAUCGUUCCAAGCUUGUGUUUGUAGACGAUGGUGGAUUUUUUUUUAUCAGAAUUUCGUCUUAGAUGUGCCGUGCAAUAAACCUGGUUAGUCCAACGUAUUUUUCAGUGUAAAAGAUUUCUUGUUUCGCAAAAACCAAAAUCUACAAAUCUGGCAUAGCGAGUUAAAUGUAAGUUAAAUGCGUUUGUUUAAUGCAACAUCGUGCUGUUGCUGGUUACGACACCACUGGAAGUAGGAAUGUAGCUACUCUGACAACCAUAACAGCCUGGAAGUCUAUCCUUACCUUACCUUACCUUACCUGUCUCUCACCAUUUUCUUUCUAAACUUUAAGAAUACAUAAAUUGCUGUACGUACAAAAUCGAAAUAUAUAUAUACCGUGUGUGGAAAAUGUAUUAACAGUUGAGACGUACAGUAACGUUCGGUAGAUGAUUACAAACAGUAGUACCUCUGUGACUUGGCUGAACACAAGGUCUAAUUAAGAGAUGAAUAAUCCACUGGAGCAUGACGACUUGCACUGCAAUACAUAUCUGUGCUGAAUUAUUAACGUAAUAUGUUUAGUACUGUGUUUCUCUGGCAUUUGGCUCCAAUAGGGCUAUAAAUAAUGAUCAAAAUA
Tachysurus fulvidraco (yellow catfish) is the source of this 1646-nucleotide messenger RNA. RefSeq names its product isochorismatase domain containing 1 (gene isoc1). The transcript has 5 exons. The record is from RefSeq and is a predicted model, not a curated record. Gene Ontology annotation, cellular component: cytoplasm. NCBI's taxonomy places the organism in Eukaryota, Metazoa, Chordata, Actinopteri, Siluriformes, Bagridae. The coding region runs from base 28 to 924 and encodes 298 amino acids.